AAGUGGCCGUCUUUGAGCAGCCGGGUCGCAGUCCCGUCAGGGUCUGCAUGUUCUCGCCUGGAUCCGCCUGCCUCGUCUCCGGGGCGUCUGACGGAAGCAUCGCUUUGUGGGACUUCCAAUCGAGAGCGCUGCGCAGGACGGCUGCGGUGAAGGACGGCUCGGUAGUGGCCUGAUGUUUGUCACAGACACCACCUAUGGGGACAUGCAAGUGUGGGACCUGGAUGCCAACCAGCUCCACGCUGCCAGGGAAGCUCAUGACCUGGGGGUGACUUGCUGCCAUUUCGCACCCCAGAUCCACAGCGAUGAUCAUUCUGUGUGGUUUCGAUUGGCCUCCUGUGGGCAGGACAGCCUGCUGAAGAUAUGGACCGUCUCCCAGCAUGCCACAGGCUGCCGGAUGGAGCUGCUUCACACGCUAACAGGCCAGUCCGCCCCGGUGCUGUCCUGCUCCUUUUCUGCUGACGGAGGGCUCCUGGUGUCCGGCUCUUUGGAUAAAUCCGUCGCUGUAUACGACACUAACUCCGCUUCCCUACUCUAUUCCCUACACCAGCAUCAAAGGUCAGUGAGUGAGCCGUUUAUGCUCAGAUGUACACUGCUGCCCCCUGCUGGUCAUAAUUACAGCUUCUGCCAUGAACCCCCACCACUCCAGGUAUGUGACAGCAUGCGCCUUCUCGCCAACGAUGCCCCUGCUCGCCACGGGCUCCAUGGACCGAUCGGUGAUCAUCUGGAGGGUGGAGGACGGCUCUGGUGGACAGGAUUCAUCUCAGGAGUUGCCAGAGACAGCUGUGGAAGGUGUGCAGUGGGUCGCUCCAGCCUGCCGGUGAGUAGGUGGUCUGAGGAAGACGUGCUGGCCUGGCUGCGUGAGGAAGGUCUGGCAGCACUCGAGAGCUCCUUCAGGGCCAACAACAUCGACGGAGCUGAGCUGCUCUGCCUGGACAAGGAGAUGCUGACCUCUGACCUCCGCAUCGAGUCCGCUGGCCUGCGCAGUAAAGUCCUCCGGAAGAUUGAGGAGAUGAAAACGGCCUCCGAUGACUCCUGUGUCCCCGACGAGCUUCUGUGCCCCAUCACUAGGGAGGUGCUGAGGGACCCCGUCAUUGCAGCAGACGGCUAUUCAUACGAGAGGGAAGCCAUCGAAAGCUGGGUUCGAAACCACAAUCGCUCAAGUCCCAUGACGAACCUACCGCUGCUGACGAUGGCCCUGACCCCCAACCGCACCCUGAAGAUGGCCAUCAGCCGCUGGAAAGCUGCCCAGUGAAACGGGGACACUACUUCUGCAGUUUGUGUCCGACAAUAUCGAUGUGGCAUUACAUUUAUGUAACAGUUAUUUUUUAAAUAUUAGAACUUUAUAAUGUAUAGUAUUUGGUUGUUUGUAAAAUAUAGGUAAAUAUUACAUGUUGUUGUUAAAAAUAUGUAGUGUUAAAUCUAUGAGCCGUUUCCCAGUAUAUAAUAAAGUAAGAACUAUAGUCUGCCACUAGAUGGCAGUGCGUGCCGCGUAAUGAGGCAUCAUCCGUGAGCGCGGCUGUUUCGCGUUGAAGGUCACGAUUUGCUUCUGCAUACGUCACAUCGCUUUUAUGGGGUGCAUUUAUUAGGGCGUCUGGCAAGGCCAGACUGCCUUGCUGUCGAUUAAAUUUGAACAGCCCCAAAUUACAAGGUUUACCAAAAAAAAAAAGUGUUUUCAAGGGGUUGCAUUAGAACAGCAGGGACUUUGCAGUAUAAUUUUAACUGUCAAAAUGGUUGUAUUAUGGAUCUAACAUUAAUGUGCCGUGACAGUGGGGGUGUUAUCCACCUGUUACAAAGCGAUUGAAUGUUUCACACGUGAGGAGAGCAUCUGGCAAUAGUUUAUAAAACUGACAUUUAUUUUUCUGUAA
This is a messenger RNA of Paramormyrops kingsleyae, 1865 nucleotides long. Lineage: Eukaryota; Metazoa; Chordata; Actinopteri; Osteoglossiformes; Mormyridae. The record is from RefSeq and is a predicted model, not a curated record.